AUGGAUGAAGAUGAAAAUGCUGAGUGGAAGCAUGGCAAAUGGAGAAGGAUUGGGAAGGACAUGCUAAUUUUUACGCCAGAUAAUAUCGAACAUCGAGAGAAAAUUGCCGGAGCAGAUUUGGAUGGUACUCUAAUUGCCACAAAAUCUGGUAAAACUUUUCCUCAAAACGAGUUCGACUGGAAGUUAUCUUAUCCGGUUAUUCCACAAAUUCUUGAACAGUAUCAUUCAGACGGAUUCAAAGUAGUAGUUUUUACUAACCAAAAAGGUAUACAGGUUAGUUUCAGUAAGUUAUUUUAUACUUCACUAUUUUCAUGGAAAGUUCCUGUUGCAGUUUUUAUUUCUUUGGGGACUGUAAUGUACAGAAAGCCCUGCACGGGGAUGUGGGACUACUUGGAAAGCACUGAAAAUGGUGAUAUUAAAAUCGAUCGUUCACAAUCAGUUUAUGUUGGAGACGCUGCUGGAAGAGUUGCUACUAAGGUUGAUAAAAAGAAAGAUUUUUCCGCAGCGGAUCGCUUGUUUGCAUUAAAUCUUGGUGUUCCUUUCUUUACACCCGAACAAUUUUUCCUAAAAAAGCAGAUUGAGGAGCAUUAUAUUUUGCCUGCUUUCAAUCCUGCAGUUUUUAUGGAGACAAAGAAAGAACGAUUUGAACCAGGUAGAGUUUAUUCUUCUGAAGUUAUUGUUUUCGUCGGCCUUCCCGGGUGUGGAAAAACUAAGCUUGCAAAUGAGUUGGCAGAAAAGCACGAUUAUGCAACUGUAAAUCGUGAUUCGAUGAAAACUUGGCAGAAGUGCGUUGAGGCAACUAAAGUUUAUUUGAAGAGAGGAAAAAGCGUCAUAGUAGAUAAUACUAAUUGUGAUAUGAUCUCGAGGAAACGUUAUAUAGAUUUAUCAAAAUCGUUUGGAGUAGACUGCCGUUGUUUUUACUUUGUUUGCGAUAUAGCACAAGCUGUACAUAAUUGUAAGUUUCGAAUUCUCGUUGGCACUGAUCGUGUACAUGAAGAAGUUGGAAUUAUGGUAUUACGGACAAUGAAAUCUAAAAGCCAGGAACCGAGCUUGGAGGAGGGAUUCUCGUCUAUUGUCAAGGUUAAUUUUGUACCUUCUUUUGACAGUGAUGCACAUCGCAAUUUGUAUAGUUUAUACCUUAGUGAUACGUAA
Molecule: messenger RNA, 1152 nt
Organism: Enterobius vermicularis (human pinworm)
Lineage: Eukaryota; Metazoa; Nematoda; Chromadorea; Rhabditida; Oxyuridae
Source: the annotation of a GenBank genome assembly